This is a messenger RNA of Cucumis melo (muskmelon), 1671 nucleotides long. RefSeq names its product cyclic pyranopterin monophosphate synthase, mitochondrial. Gene Ontology annotation, biological process: Mo-molybdopterin cofactor biosynthetic process. The transcript has 3 exons. The coding region runs from base 482 to 1174 and encodes 230 amino acids. NCBI's taxonomy places the organism in Eukaryota, Viridiplantae, Streptophyta, Magnoliopsida, Cucurbitales, Cucurbitaceae. The record is from RefSeq and is a predicted model, not a curated record.
GUGGAGAGGGGAAGAAUGAGAGCAAGAGGUAGAAAUUAUAGUUUUUUUUUUUCUGUAGUGGGGCAAUUUUGAGCUUUCACAAAUUAUUUAUACCAAAACUCUAUUUUUAAUCCUAAAACUCUUUAGUCUUUAAGACCCCUAGAAAUUGUCUUCUUUGUUUGAGAGUCCGUUUCCUUUGUAGCUUACUGCGCUUAUCUCUCAAGAUUUGAUCAUUUUUGCAUAAGAUGAACUAAAGCUAACAUCUCUAUGUUUUAGUGACUACGAAUUCCGUUGUUCAAAUACUUUCGCCAUAUUAUAGUUAAGAAGUAUACAAAUGUUAUAUGGAUAGGAAUUUUGAAAUUACAUCAAACUAAAUCCCUACCUAACCAUCCUCUCCAUCUUCGUGUUGCCUUACACGGUGAAGGGUGCGCCUCACUCUUGGUUGUUCUUGCAAUUUUUACGAUUCCAUGGCCGCUGUUUGAAAUAAUAUUGUUCUGGUCAAAUGCUUCUUCGCCGAUUUGGAGCUGUAUUUCCUUCAUCAAGAAGGUUAUUUAGCAGCAACAGCGACCAUGAUUUAGCAAAUACCAUCGCGGAAUUUAACAAGGAAAUGGAAUCAGUAUUUGGAGAGCCUCCCCUGAGUGGGAUUUCAGAUUCUUCAAGUAGCAAUUUUACUGCUGAAAAGUCAGAAAUAAUAUCUCAAAUGGAUGAAAAUGCUUCGGCUUUGACUCAUGUUGGAGGAGGUGGGGAAGCUCAAAUGGUGGACGUUUCUCCAAAAAAAAGUACUGACAGAAUUGCUGUUGCUAGUUGCAAUGUAAUUCUUGGCAAGAAGGUGUUUGAUUUGGUCUUAGCUAACCAGAUGUCUAAGGGAGACGUCCUCGGUGUUGCUAAAAUUGCAGGAAUAAGUGGAGCAAAACACACGAGCACUCUAAUUCCUCUUUGUCAUAACAUAACCUUGACACAUGUACGAGUCGAUCUUCAUUUAAAUCCCAAAAAUUACAGUGUGGAUAUUGAAGGAGAAGCUGCAUCAACAGGCAAAACAGGAGUUGAAAUGGAAGCAAUGACAGCAGUGACCAUUGCUGGCCUUACUGUCUAUGAUAUGUGUAAAGCAGCUUCAAAAGAUAUACAGAUCACAAACGUGCGACUUGAAAGCAAAACUGGUGGAAAGAGUGGACAAUGGUCUAGGGAGGAGGUAUAGCUACCUCGUAAAGAAACCGAAGAGCCAUCAGGUUAAUUCUUUGGCCAAUUGCUGAAGAAUUGUCAAAGAAAUGUUGGGUGGACUUUCUUCAACCUCCAUUUCAUGUGUUACAACUUGCAACCUAAUUUGAGAGGGACCAUUUAGAGCUUUGAAGAUCAAUGUUUGCAAGGUUGAAUUUGAACAUUGGAGUUGUCACUCAUGAGCAAUUUGAAGGCUUUUUUUUUUUUUUUUUCAGUGUGCAUUUUGAUUAAUGGUCUAGAAGUGUUUGGAUCAAGGAGUAGGGAGCUAGAAAGUGUAGGCUUCACAACUUUUCUUGUUUGAUCAAAGGAGUUUGUGGACCUGCAACUAGAAAACAUCAAUGUUUUAUCAUUAUUAACUCCUUGAAUUAUGAGUUUCUAGAAUUCACAACUCUACUUAUUGCUCCAAAGAACCCUUAAUAGCGGGAGUUGUAAUUAUUUUAUAUUUAAUAGUAUUUAGGAUUUCUUUUUUUAAGAAAA